UCUUCAUUCUGUCUUCCUCUACGAACUUUCCAAUCUAUGGAUAAAAUACGCUAAACGGCAAUAUUAUGAAGACAAUACAUUCUUACGUUUCCACAUCAAAGUGAAGUAUAACACUUAACCCCCUUUUCUUUCAUUUAAUGCCUAUUGGUGUUCCAAAAGUCCCUUUUCGUAGUCCCGGGGAGGAAGAUGCAGUUUGGGUUGACGUAUACAACCGACUUCAUCGCGAAAGAUUACUUUUUUUAGGCCAAGAGGUUGAUAGCGAGAUCUCGAAUCAACUUAUUGGUCUCAUGGUAUAUCUCAGUAUAGAGGAUGAUACCAGAGAUCUGUAUUUGUUUAUAAACUCUCCCGGCGGAUGGGUAAUACCCGGAAUAGCUAUUUAUGAUACUAUGCAAUUUGUGCCACCAGAUGUGCAUACAAUAUGCAUGGGAUUAGCCGCUUCAAUGGGAUCUUUUAUCCUGGUCGGAGGAGAAAUUACCAAACGUCUAGCAUUCCCUCACGCUUGGGUAAUGAUACACCAACCUGCUAGUUCUUUUUAUGAGGCACAAACAGGAGAAUUUGUCCUGGAAGCGGAAGAGCUACUUAAACUCCGUGAAACCCUCACAAGGGUUUAUGUACAAAGAACGGGAAAGCCCUUAUGGGUUGUAUCCGAAGACAUGGAAAGGGAUGUUUUUAUGUCAGCAACAGAAGCCCAAGCUCAUGGAAUUGUUGAUCUUGUCGCGGUCGAAAAUGGCGGUGAUUUCACGUAAACCCGCGAUUCCAUUUCGAACCAUAACAUAGUUCAAAUGAACCGAACCUUGCUUUGAUAUUUUAUCUUCUUACCGGGGUAAAGUAAAAUAUUAUAGGAAAUGGGAGUAAUUCGUAAUCAUCCGGUUAGGAUCGAUCUAAACCAGCCCCAUUCUAUUCUGUAUACGAUUCAGCAUGCCAACUAUUAAACAACUUAUUAGAAACACAAGACAGCCAAUCAGAAAUGUCACGAAAUCCCCCGCGCUUCGGGGAUGUCCUCAGCGCCGAGGAACCUGUACUAGGGUGUAUGUGUGACUCGUUCAAAUUAGGAUAGAAUCGAAAAGCCCUAUUCACUAUCUAAAACUAAAAGUCAAAGGCAAAAGAUCUAUCAUAUACCUCUAUUCUGUAUGAAAUUUAUGGUUUCCAUUGGUGCAAAUCCAAUCACCUCCAUUUGAGAUGAGAAGCAAUUCCCCAUUGGUAGCAAAUGGUUAUCCAUUAAGCGGGGAAAUAAUAUUUAAGAUUAAGAAGCAGAAGAAUUAUGCUCCUACUCUUGCAAGAACGGACUAACAGGGUCAGCUACCUAGCCAACCUUCAUAAUUAAA
Telopea speciosissima is the source of this 1325-nucleotide messenger RNA. Its product is annotated as ATP-dependent Clp protease proteolytic subunit. The transcript has 3 exons. Gene Ontology annotation, molecular function: ATPase binding; ATP-dependent peptidase activity; serine-type endopeptidase activity. Bases 138 to 746 code for a protein of 202 amino acids. NCBI's taxonomy places the organism in Eukaryota, Viridiplantae, Streptophyta, Magnoliopsida, Proteales, Proteaceae. Gene Ontology annotation, biological process: protein quality control for misfolded or incompletely synthesized proteins. The record is from RefSeq and is a predicted model, not a curated record. Gene Ontology annotation, cellular component: endopeptidase Clp complex.